Messenger RNA from Cryptomeria japonica (Japanese cedar), 363 nucleotides. RefSeq lists its product as uncharacterized. Gene Ontology annotation, molecular function: acyltransferase activity, transferring groups other than amino-acyl groups. NCBI's taxonomy places the organism in Eukaryota, Viridiplantae, Streptophyta, Pinopsida, Cupressales, Cupressaceae. The record is from RefSeq and is a predicted model, not a curated record. The coding region runs from base 1 to 363 and encodes 120 amino acids. The transcript is spliced from 3 exons.
AUGGGGAGCAGAGGCAGUAACAAUUCUGUGCAACUGAGGAACUUCUGCAUAGCAGACUUGGAUGAGUUGUACGAGUGGUUGAGCGACGAACACGUCACGAAGUUCACGACUUGGGAGGCAAUCGAGAGCAAAGAGAGAGCCCAAGAGAUUCUUACCCCUGGUUCAAAGCCAUUUGUAUUAAUGGCAGAGCAAGGGCUGGCUACUCAAGCUGUUGAGAUUACGUUGAAGAAUGGAUUGAGUGAACUGAAAGGCGUGGAAAGAGUUGAAGGCCUUGUGGUUCAAGAGAAUGUUGCUUCUGCAAGAGUUCUUGAGAAGGCAGGAUUUCUCAACAAUGGCUUCUUCCCCAAGCACUUAGAGGCCUGA